AUGAUGGGCUCGAUGGCGGCUGCUUCCUCGGCUUCGGGCCCGUCGCCCUCGUCGUCGUCGUCGUCGUCCCCGCCGCCUUCGCCAUCCCCCUCUCUCCCGCACACUCUCCUGCCGGGUCUUGACGGCGCCUCGCUGUUCAGCUAUACCCACGGCACGGGCCUCUCCAAGCUUCCCUUUGCCGCUCCUCGCUUGGUCCAGGAGACGCCGUUUGUCGACAGCAACGACCUCAUGUAUCUUGGCUCGCGAGCGGCCACGAUCUACGCGGUCGAUCUCGAGACGCUAGCUGUCUCGCGGGUCGGCAGUGCUGCCUCUGCGGCAGGCACGAGCGCCGCCGACUCUGGCGCCCGCAGCCUGUUUGUGGCUGUCGAGACAAUGACCAUCUCGGUCGUCGACGCCCACACCGGCCUGCCCUACUCGAACGUCUCGCUCGGAACCAUCUCGCCGAGCCUCGACCUCGCGUCGCUGGCUUCGCUCGGAACCGACCUUCCGCCGCUGACGCUCGACGCGCUCCUCGCCGACGCCACGCGUCCGAUCAUCUACACCGACCUCUCGGGCCUCCUGCACUGCAUCGACCGGAGCACCGGGUACGUGCUGUGGUCUGUCGAGCUCCCGGCCACGGUUGUCUCGUCGUUCUACCUCUCGCCGGCCGUCGGCGCCGUCCUCCGGCUCACGCCGCUCAACAAGCUCGGCGUCCACUGCCUCCGCGACCAGUGCUACACCGGCUCGUUUGCGCUUGUCUCGCCGUCAACCGCCACCGGCACGACACCGUCGUCGCACCUAGUUGCGCCGGCCGACACCUCAGGUCUGGUCUUGGUGGGCGGCUCGCCGGCAUCGGGCCUUUGGGCCGACGACAACGGCGCCUUUGUCCGCUUUGCCGAUGGCGACGGGGCUGGCAGCAUCGACACCGGCUCGCUCUUUGACGACUUGAACGGCGAGCCGAGUCCGCCACACAGCGGCAGCGGCGGCGGCCUAGUGCCGUACUCGCCCGACGGCUUCCACUGCGCACCCGACUCUCCAAGCUUCCCGGGCUGCCUCACCGGCGCAUGGCAGACCGCGCCGUCGUCGCCCGCCACUUCUGCAGGCGAGCUUGGACCGGGCUUUCCCUCUCUGCCCGGCGAGGGUGACAACGCGAUGCCGUACAACGCCACGGCCGCUGACCUCGUCCUUGCGCUCGUCCGCAAGGCUCCGACCCAGCUCGCGGUUGCAGCCGCCGCGCUGCUUCUGCUGCUUGUUGUGCUCGCGGCGCGCACGGUUCAGAACCGCUCGCUGCCGCUCCAGCCCCAGCCCGACACCCUCGCGCCACUGACCGCUACAGACUAUACCGACGAGCCCGACUCGGCGUCGUCAAUGGGCUCGUCGCUCCUGGCUUCCAUCUACGCGCGGACCAACUCGAACAACUCGUCAGGUGCGGCCGGAAGCUCAGUGCCGAGCGCGGUUGUUGACGCCUGGAACGGGCAGGACGAGUUGGUACAAGUCGGCGGAAGCGAGGCAACAACCUGGCGCAUCGGCGACAUCACUUUUGACACCGAUGCCGUUCUCGGCAAGGGCUCGCACGGUACAGUCGUCUUCCGCGGCGACAUCGGCGGGCGGCAAGUGGCGGUCAAGCGCAUGCUCGCCGAAUUCUACGAGGUUGCCUCAAAGGAGGUCGGUCUGCUCAUGGCCUCGGACCUCCAUCCCAACGUCGUCUCGUACUAUGGGCGCAAGAUGGAUGCCCAGUUUGUGUACAUUGCCCUCGAGGAGUGCGCGUGCUCGCUGGCGUCGGCCAUGACCUCUGGCAUGAUUUCCGACAUGCCGCUCGAGCUUAAGCGCAAGCUGCUCUUCGAGGCCGCCUCGGGCGUUGCCUUUCUCCACUCGCUUGGCAUUGUCCACCGCGACGUCAAGCCGCAGAACAUCCUCCUGGCCAAGGACUGGACGGCCAAGGUCGCCGACUUUGGCCUCGGCGCUGAGCUCGAUCGCGGUCGCUCGUCUUUUGACACCCACACCGCGGGCACGCUCGGCUGGCUUGCACCCGAGGCGCUCGCCGGCGAGCGCUGCACCCGCGCCGUCGACGUCUUUGGUCUCGGCUGUGUCGCCUACUACGUCCUCACAAACGGCGACCACCCGUUUGGCUCGCGCUACGAGCGCGACUGGGCCAUCCUCAAUGCCGCGCCCUCGCUCGACGCCGUCGCUUCAGACCCAGCCCGCGGCGGCCAUGAGGCCGUCGCCCUCGUCUCACGCAUGGUCGCCCGCUCUCGUGACGCCCGCAUCACCGCCGCCCAGGCGCUCGCCUCGCCGUUUUUCUGGAAUACCCGCAAACGCCUCGACUUUCUCAUGGAGGCCUCGGACAGGGUCGAGAUCGACUACCAGGACCAUGGCGCUGCCGGUCGUGUUGUCCGCCUUCUCGAGGCCCGCGCCGCCGACGUCUUUGACCUCGACCUCGUUGUCCGCCCGCCGCGCCCGGCAGAUAGCAGCGACCGCCCACGCUCGCUCUUCACGCCUGCCACACCCUCGCGCGCCGACCGAAGCAGCUCCUGGCGUACUCGCGAUGCCGGCCCGCCGGGCUUUGCGCCCUCACACUCGCCCCACUCGUCGUCGUCGCCCAAGAAGAAAACGCCGUCGCCGGCCGCACCGCGCCGCGGCUGGAUGGCCGUCCUCGCUCCCGAGCUCAUCAUCAACCUCGGCAAGUACCGCAAGUACGACCCGCGCUCGCUCCGCGACCUUCUCCGGGUCAUGCGCAACAAGGGCCGCCACUACCGCGACCUCCCGCCCGAGCUCAAGGCCGUACUCGGCGACUAUCCCGACGGCUACUACGCCUACUUCCUCCGCAAGUUUCCGCGCCUCCUUGUCGUCGUGUGGGAGGUCGUCGUCGAGGAAUUUGGCGUCGACGCCGAUCCGGCAUUCGACCAGUACGUGGCCAAGCCACCGCCGCCGGCGAGCUCCUCACCCGCACCUGCUCCCCUCCCUGUCUCCCGGAGCAAUGCUACGCCUUCGGCGCCGUAA
This is a messenger RNA of Thecamonas trahens ATCC 50062, 2979 nucleotides long. RefSeq lists its product as uncharacterized. The record is from RefSeq and is a predicted model, not a curated record. Lineage: Eukaryota; Apusomonadida; Apusomonadidae. Gene Ontology annotation, molecular function: ATP binding; protein serine/threonine kinase activity; RNA endonuclease activity. The transcript has 2 exons. Gene Ontology annotation, biological process: intrinsic apoptotic signaling pathway in response to endoplasmic reticulum stress; IRE1-mediated unfolded protein response; protein phosphorylation. Bases 1 to 2979 code for a protein of 992 amino acids. Gene Ontology annotation, cellular component: IRE1-TRAF2-ASK1 complex.